This is a messenger RNA of Triticum turgidum subsp. durum (durum wheat), 2898 nucleotides long. Lineage: Eukaryota; Viridiplantae; Streptophyta; Magnoliopsida; Poales; Poaceae. The record is from the annotation of a GenBank genome assembly.
AUGGAUCUCGCCGUGGGGGCCAUGGGCUCCCUCCUCCCCAAGCUGCUCGAGGUCAUCAAGGACGAGUACAACCUACAGAAGGAAUUUAAGGAAAAGAUCAAGUCCUGCUCUGCUGAGCUAAAAGCUAUGCAAGCUGCCCUUGGCAAGGUGGCAGAGGUGCCGCGGGAUCAACUCGAUCCCGAGAUCAAGGUUUGGGCUGACCAAGUUAGAGAGCAGUCUUACGAAAUGGAGGACGUCAUCGACUCUCUCCUGGUGCGUGUUGUGGGCUGUGACUCCAACCCCAAUGAUCAUCAGAACAGGCUCAAGAAGCUCUGGGUCAGCUUCAGGGAUCUGUUUAAAAAGGGCAAGGAUAAACAUAGGAUUUCCACAGAUGUCAAAGAGAUUGAGAAGCAGUUGCAAAAAGUCGCCACCCAACACGAAAGGUUUAAAACUCCUAAUCUACCUGCAGUCACAAGGGACCCUCUUAAUCCUCUCUUGGAGGUUCUCUAUGGAGAUAAGAAGAAUAUCAUCGGCCUAGAGGAAGCACGGAACGAUAUUAUCAAGAAGAUCACCGAGGGGGACUGUAAGAAACUCAAGACACUCUCUAUUGUUGGAUUUGGAGGAUUGGGAAAGACUACGCUUGCCAAAGAAGUAUAUGAUGCCCUUGCAACAAAAUUUGAACACAAAGCAAUUGUGUCUGUGUCUCGGAAUCCCGACAUACAGAAAGUAUUAAGCGAUCUUCUCUUUAAACUUGACCAGAAAAUACACGCUAGUCAUAAUGCAGAAAUUUUGGCAGCAGGGAAGCUCAUCUUCCUAAUCAGAGGAUUACUUAGCAACAAAAGGUACUUUAUAAUUAUCGAUGAUUUAUGGGAUAAAAAAGCAUGGAAAGAAAUCAGGUAUGCACUUGAGGACAAUGAGUGUGGAAGUAUAAUAAUCACUACAACCCGCCAUGUUGAGAUCUCUAAAGAAUGUUGCCCUUCUAAAGAUUAUAUGAUUCAUAAGAUGAAAUCUCUCUCUGAUGAUGACUCGCAAAAACUUUUCUAUGGAAGAAUAUUUCCAAGUGAGGUGUGUCCUUCUCGGUUUGAGCAAGUAUCCAAAGAGAUCUUGAAGAAAUGUGCAGGGGUACCAUUAGCCAUCAUUAGUCUGGCUAGUUAUUUGGCUAACAAUCAGAACAGAGACCGAACUGAUAAAUGGAAAGAUUUGCUCAAUUCCAUUGGCAGUGGACUUCAAAAUGGUGAUGAUCAUGUGGACGAGAUGAAGAGGAUAUUAUUAUUGAGUUAUUAUGAUCUCCCUUCCUAUUUGAAAACAUGCUUUUUGUAUCUAAGUAUCUUUCCUGAAGAUCAUCAUAUUAGCAAAGAUCGGUUGAUAAGGAGAUGGAUUUGUGAAGGUUUUAUCCAAGUAAAAGGUCAAACCAGUCUGCUUGAGCUUGGAGAUGCCUACUUCAACGAGUUAGUAAACAGGAACAUGAUCAUGCCGAUAAGCAUACAUGAUGGUAGGGUUGAAGCUUGUUGUGUACAUGAUAUAAUGCUGGAUCUUAUAUGUGAAUUAUCAAGCCAAGAAAACUUUGUUACUGUACUGGAUUUUAUCAAGGGAGACACACCUUUGGAAAAGAAGUUCCGCAGGUUGUCCCUCCAAAAGGGCAUGACAGAUCCCACCACUACUCGGAAGGCUACCACAAACAUGUCACAAGUGAGGUCUUUUACCGCUUUUAGUCCUGCUGUCAGUGAGAUUCCCUCUCUUUCUAGAUUUCAAGCUUUGCGUGUAUUGGAUCUGGAAGGUUGUGAUCUUGGAGGAAGUCCUGGUGUUGACCUUAGACCUGUUGAGAACUUGUUACAUUUGAGAUACCUAGGGUUAAGGGGUACAAAUGUUGGCAACCUCUCGAUGGAAAUGGCAAAGCUACAUUUUUUGCAGACACUAGACUUGCAACGAACCAAUUCGAAUGAAUUGCCCUCCAGUGUUGUUCAGCUGGGGCAUUUGAUGUGCCUAAUCCUUGAUAAAGGCAUGCCACUGCCAGAAGGGUUCAGGAACCUGACAUGCCUUGAACAGCUGACAGGAGAUGGGGUGGGCAUUUUUUCUGCAGACAGCGCAAAAGAGCUGGGCGAUCUGAUCAGGCUAAGGGAGCUCGCCUUUAAGUGGGAUUCAAGGAGAAAAAAUCCUAGACGAUUAUUUCCGAAGCCGGACGAUCUAAGGAGAAUUGAUGAACCUUUGACUCAUUUCAUAUAUGGUAGUCUGAGAGAAAAUAAAGGUGUGCUUGAUUCCCUAGACAAACACCUGACAAUUGAUAAAGCUUUGAUUGAAUCCCUAGGCAAUCUGCCAGAACUCAGGAGUCUGGAGAUCACCUCUGCUGGUCCUUGGGAUGCCAACCUUAUGCAGGAUUGGGUGCCCUCUCCAAACCUCUGCAGGUUUAAAUAUGACGGACUUCUCGAGAGCUUGCCUGCAAAGAUUUGUUCUUCGUCACUUCCCCAACUCUCCAACCUAUAUCUUCAUGUCAAUAAAGUGCGCCCAGAGGAUAUCCAGAUCCUUGGGAUGCUGCCAGCUCUCCAUUAUGUCACCCUCAUGUCCGAUCUAGGCGAUGGCAAGAACACAGUGGAACAGUUGGUGCUUGGUGCCGCUGCCUUCCCCAGAGUGAGAGUGUGCCUUUUCCGUGAUCUUCUACUGGUGCACCCUACCUUCCAACUAGGAGCUAUGCCAAUGGUGCAACGCCUUCGCUUCGGUCUCCGAGUGAAUGACAUCCUCAGCCAUGACUUCGAUUUGAGCAUACGGAACCUUCCUUCACUCAAGCAACUCAGAAUUGACCUUUUGAAUAAGGAAGUCGGCCCUGAAGAUUAUUCCCAAGCCGUGAACGUGCUGAGGUGUGUGGCGAACGACCAUCCCAAAAAUCCCACCGUUCAUGCUGAUAAAUACUUCCGAAUGACAUGA